GACUUACCAACAUUCACCAAGAACAAGGUGUGCACUACUCAAAGGAUUAUUUGCUGGGAAUUGCAUUGUCGAUUACUAUACCUUGGACAUAGAAUCCAGGCAGGCCGUUGAUUCUUAGCUGGUUUAUUCAUGGUUUAUUCUCCAGUAUACAUCCAACUAUGACUAACUAUGACCCUUUGGUAAUCAACCGCGAAAGCUCGGCGAAAGCGAAAACCCCAGCGAAACCAGUCGCUGCGAAAGCUCCGCGAAAGCUGAAAAGAAAGCAGGUGCCCUCGCGAAAGCCAAAACGCAGGCCGCAAAAGAGGCGCAAAAGCAGCCGCGAAAGAGACUUGAGAGGUAACAGGAAAGUCAACAUGGUUUUUUGAAACUGCUCAAUUGCCAUAUUACUGCUUACUGGAGGUACAUAGCCGUCACCCUCCUGUAAACUAACAUAAAUUAUUGUGGCAAACCCACCACAUUUUUAGAUCAUUGUCCCAGGGAAGCGAUGGAUUUUCAUGGUUUUUCCACUUUAUACAUUUUAUAUACAUUUUAUACUUUUCGAGUCCCAAUUCAUCAACCUUCCCCAGCUCCAAGCAGCGCCCUGAGGCGCCCGUGCCUGGCACUGGCCUUCUGCCCUGCUGCUGCUGCCGCGGCUGCAAAGUUCGUCACGGUCGCUGCCGCGACGGCUGGCGUGGCAGCAGCUGAAGCUGGCCAUGGAGGCCACGCAUCGAGGUCAGCUGCUUCCACCCAACGACACAGCUGAGCUGCUGCAGAUGCGACAUUUCCGCCUCAAGUUGCAGGACGACCUCCUCCUUCCUCAGCGCCGCAAAUGUUGGUUCGCUCCAAGCGCUGGGCGUGAGCUAGAUGGACCACAGGUUCGAUGCCUUUUAGACGAUGCGCUGAGCAUACGGGCAUCAACUGUGUGCGCAGCGAUGUCCACCACAGCGCAACUCACCAAACGCACCUGGCCGGAAGCAGCCGAGAAACUCAUCACUGGUGAGGACUUUUCGGCAGCGGAGGUGUUUUCUGGUGGAGAGGAAGGGCCAGGAUCCAUGGUCAGAUCAUUGGCCUAUCAGGGCUGUCUCUCAGACGGUUCUCUGCUGGUCUUCCGCCUGCUUCAAUGGUGGAACCAUGUGGUCACCAAGAACCCUGAAAAGGCAGCUGCAUCCACCAAGAAGAAGAAGACAGAAGCCCUUUGCACAUGCCUGGUGGAGUUUGAGGAGGCAGACACAUCCAUGCACCAAAGCUCUCUCGAGCUGUGUCAGACCAUCAUGGACUUAGAAGAGGGGAAGUCUGGGCUUUCUGCAAGGCAAAAGAAUGCCGUGUGCAGUCUGCCACUGUCGUUGUCCCUGGUCAUGUUGGAUGAGUCUGCUCCCGCCAACGCCCGCGAGGUUCUUGGGGAGUUGCUGAAGAUUCUGGAGCAUGUGGUGGAAGUGGCGCAAGGCCCAAAGCCCAAGAAGAAAAUCGCAGAGGCACUGGCAGCUUUUGCUCCGGUCGCAGCUGAACUGUACGUCGCAGAUUCUCUGGCCAUGAUUCGAGAGGCAUGCAAGAUGACUUGGCGUGAGCUGGCCUUCUAUGCAGCGGACGAGACGCUGACGGGUUUGUGCUCUUCCGUGUGUGGCAAGGCUGCAGCCAAUGAGGAUGAGCCGGAGGUGGAGGAGGAUGAAGACAUGGAGGACGACGAAGAUGAAGAUGAUGAUCCUGAUGGAACGAAAAAGGCUGUCUUUGACAAAGCCAUCGCUGCCAUGAAGGAAAGGAACCAGGCGGCUGCACAGGCUGGUGAUGAAGAUGAUGAGGACGAUGUCACGACUCUGGACCACUCCGGGGUUUUGUCAGAGCUUCUGGAUGAUGGUGGAGGUGCGUUGAUGAACUCCUUUGCUGCCUCCAGCCUCGAAGGCGCCACCAAUGAACCCAGCAAAAAGAAGAAACUCACAAAGAGGCAGCAAAAGCUGCGCUUGCAACAGGACGAGUUGGUUCGUAGAUUGCGUGAGGCCGACCUGGUGGAGUCCUUUUUGAUGCGCUGCGGUGCCAAGCGUGACGCCAGCUUGGCCAUGGUGGAAGAACUGCAGAUGGCCCUGGUCAAUCUGAAUCACAAGGUGAAGCUCAACAAGGAAGAGGCCGGUGACGAGAAGGAAGGUGAAGGAGAGAAAAAGAAGGGUGCCAAGAAGGCCACGAAGGGUGAUACCACACUUCGAAGUUUGGAGGAGACCCUUUCGCAGCGGGUCCACAAGAUGCUGUCCCGCUUGAUGCGGAGCAGCAGCCGCGCAUCCAGCGUGCAGAUUCUGGCAGGGCGUGCUUCUCCAGAGGACUGGGCCGCCAAGGCCCGCGCCCUGUGUGAAAGAGGGCAAUCGGCCAAAGUCAACGGGAGUGGCUCGCAGGUGCUGGAAGUUUCGGCUUCCUACCUCUACUUCCUUUGUGCCGCUCACCGGGCAGCAGUGGAGCUGCAGGAUGGAUCGGAGCACACAACUGGCCAAGGCUGGCAGUUGGCUGAAGAAUUGCUUCCCCUGCUGCUGAAGGAAUGGUCUGGCAAGAAGGAGUGCGACAAUUGGUGCCAAGCCGCUCUGAAAGCGUUCUCAGUGCGUGUACCGCAGGUACUGCUUAAGCUGCCUUGGGCCAAGUCCAUCCAAGGUGCAUCCAAGGCAUUCGCGCAGCGGAGCCAGCUAGUCUUCCUCUACACCCAUGUCUUAAGGCCACUUCCUCCAGAGACGACCAACAAGGCGGAUGUGGCUACACAGAUGGCAUUUGCAGAUAGCUGUGCCAAACUCUGUGCGGAGCUAUUGAACUCCACAGUGGAGCCAGUAGAGGGUGCUGCAGCUUCUUCAGCAGCCCAGCGACAGAAACUUCGGAGAGAGGUGCUGCAUACCUUGAAGAGCAUCUACAAGUUGCGGCAAAAAUCUGAUGGGCUGCCUGCUGACGUUUCCACCGCCAUUGCAGAUGCAGUCACAGGUUUGCGAGACUCCCUGCCCAACCAACAGAGACGGGGCGAGGUCUACAACCUCACCGUGCACCUUCUGCGAUUGGUACGACCCCAGGUCAACCAGCCCAAACGGGACAGAUCGACCUCGAGACAAAGGCCCAGGCAUGGGGACGAAAAGCCACAGCCAGGUGAUGGCGAGGAAGCUGCCGAAGCUCCAGCGAAGAAAAGGAAGGGUGAUGGCGAGGAAGCUGCCGAAGCUCCAGCGAAGAAGAGGAAAGGUCGCGGCGGAAGCAUAAGCCGAUCUCCGUCCCUUCAUCCGCAGUCUCCGGCGUCCAAGCCAAACCCAGCGCCGCUCAAAGAAAAGAGGCGUAAGGCUCAAAAGAGCUGA
Messenger RNA from Cladocopium goreaui, 3284 nucleotides. NCBI's taxonomy places the organism in Eukaryota, Dinophyceae, Suessiales, Symbiodiniaceae. The record is from the annotation of a GenBank genome assembly.